Molecule: messenger RNA, 3052 nt
Organism: Pocillopora damicornis (cauliflower coral)
Lineage: Eukaryota; Metazoa; Cnidaria; Anthozoa; Scleractinia; Pocilloporidae
Product: thiol S-methyltransferase TMT1A
Molecular function (GO): S-adenosylmethionine-dependent methyltransferase activity
Source: RefSeq, a predicted model, not a curated record
GUUGCGGAUGAGAACAUAACCACUGAACGUGGUUGUUCGCCGAGAUGAUUUUUAUGCCAUGGCCAUACCUUCUGGAAAAAUUCUUAUACCUCUCGAUCAGCUUGACGUUAUUGUUUCGCAGCAAUAAAUAGCAAAGAAGACGCAAAAAAUGGAGUAAGCAAUACAUUUCGAAGUAGUGUGCUUGAUGACUCAUGAAGGUCUGUAAAUCAAACAGCAUAUUCAUUGACUAGAUUCUAGAUCAUACGCUACGUUGUUACAUAAAAACAGUCCCCAUACGUGAGACAAAGGAAGAAACAAAGCCAGAAAGACAAAGCUGACAAAACAUAAACAGUGAAAAUAUUGCGAGUUGCUAAGGAAAUCAUCAGUUCCGAAGAGGUACAAGGGAAUGUCCAUUGAUGAGCAUUUCGCGCCGAAAGAAAAUGAUACCUAACUCGGGUGUUUGAAGAGAUCAGGCGUUCGAUUGCAGUGCGCUAUCAUUGCUUUAGUUUCCUACGUAGCGCAAGAAAACUUCCUUUACCAGAAGCAGGGUGCGUUCAUUGUUUUCUGGUUUGAUUCUUUGCCAAAAGGUGGGAACGAAUAAGUUCGCGUGUUCAAAUCUUAGUCACGUAACUUCGCUGAACGACAUUACGUUUCUUGUUGUGCAGCACGUUUCCCAGGCGUUUUCUUAACACGCACGAUUUCACAAAUUGAAUAAAGCUUAAUAGGCUUCAAAACCCCAUAAGCAAGUCUUUUGAUCAUUAGAUUGAUCCCUCUCAAACCACAAUGGUUUCAAUUGGCAACGCUUAAACUGCCAAGCGCACGAGCCACUGAACGAAAUUAACUUUUGGAUUCUUGUGACUUCCUGAUAUUUGUUUUAUGACCAACACCUCACACUAGCUUGAAAUAUCAACAUAAACAGAAUGCAUUGAAUAGCAUAUCUUAGAUUGACUAGAAGUAAACUUUUCAGUUUAUUAUGCGCCUAUUUUCAAUUCAUAGCUCCCCGGAUCUAGACUCUAUAUUCAUGUCUUCAAAUCACGCUAAAAAUGACUACAAGUAGUCCUUUGCCUACGAUGUUUUGGCAGCCCAACUUCUAAAAAAUAAAUUCUCCUGCUUUCACAAUAGCCUUAAAUGAUUGUUAUCUCAGUAAUUUGCUGAAUUUAUGCCUUCAAAAGGUUGCUCCUCCUCUAGGCCAGUAUUCGUCCGCCCAUAAUUCGCUCCAUUUUCCAAAUAACUGCACAGCGCCUGCUUCGCUAAAAAUCUCCUCUUAUCAUCGAGAGACGUGCCGUAAAACUUAAUCUCCGGCAAAUUUUAGAAAUCUCUAGAUUCCUUUAGAGAAUUCGAGGUAAUACUGUUAAGUUUGGCGAUAUCAAUCCGCGUAUUAUUUGAUAGCCCGGCGUGUGAAAGGAAAAAAAAGCUACGAAAGCAGCCAAUGGUAUUACGCAUUUCCUAUUCAUUAUUGCGUGACUAAUAUAAAAACCCCGGGAGACGAGCUGAAAGACAAGGUACAUUGCAUAACAACAAUAGUUAUAAUGAAAAUGCAAGUGCAUUUCCAUAAAACAGAGUAGUUUCGCAACUAAAAAAUAGUAUGAACAGUCGGCAAAAGAUUUUGUUGUAGCGUCAGGAGAUUGCAUGCGUCUAACCUUCCGGUCAAGAAAGAAAACAUUACGCAGAAACAUUCAUCACCCUGUCAGAUUGAAUUUUUCCUCGAGAUUGACACGUGAGUAUCGAAGUGGAUUACUUCAAUACUUUGACCUUUUUUUUCAGAGAGCAAAAUUGACGUUUUCAUUAUCCCGACAAAUGUUCGCCGCGUCAAAGAUUGAAUGUCCUUUGUCCAGUGUUUAGAUCUCCUUAAUCUGUCUACAAGCGGCACUAUCUGACAACAAGAAGUCGCGCCUUACAUCGUUUCUUAGACUCCUGGUAUAACGCCAUCAUGAUCGUACUCGGCAUUUGUGCGGUCGUAAUCGUGGUUUUUGCGAUAACUGCAGCGAUGAGCGACAAGGUCCGUGAAGCCGUAAUAUCAUCGAAAAUCUACAAGAAAGGUUUUGCAGUCCAUAUGAACUUAUUCAGUCGUAUUCACAACAACGCCGUCAGGAAACACAAAGAGGACAUUUUCGAGAAAUUGAAGUCAUCCGUGGAAAGUGUUGGCGGUGGCGAUAUUUUGGAGAUCGGAGCAGGGACCGGGGCAAAUUUUGAGUUUUUCCCCGAGGGAAGCUCUAUCAUAGCACUUGAACCAAAUCCACACAUGGUACCAUACUUAAGGGAAAACGCUGACAAGUUCCCGCAUGUGCAGCUCAAGAACAUCGUACCAGGUUUUGCCGAAAACAUGGAUGGGAUUCCAGAUGCAUCUGUCGCCGCUGUUGUAUGCACCAUGACACUGUGUUCAGUGAGUGAUGUGAAGGCAACAUUGGCUGAAAUCAAGAGAGUUCUGAAGCCUGGAGGAUAUUUUUAUUUCUUGGAGCAUGUAGCAGAUGAACCAGAAACAUGGAGGAACUCCUUCCAACGAAGAUUUGACAACCAGUGGAAAUAUCUCGGCGACGGAUGCUCUUGCAGCAGAGAAACGUGGACCCACCUGGACAAUGCCAGCUUCAGUACUGUGUCUUACAGAAAAUUUGACCUGAAAGAACUUACUGUGCUUUGUUACUUGAUUCGACCUCAUUUAGCUGGGCAUGCUAUAAAAUGAGGUAGCAUACAUAAUGGACGUCGCCCCACGCAAAGUUGGGCGAGAAACGUUCGACCCUUCACAAGACAAACCUUUUUACAUUCACACCAGAGAGGGGUUUAUAUUGGUUCACUAUCAAGUAUAGCCUUUUUACUCCUAGGGAGCGGAUCCCAAACAGUUAUUGAUACAAGGUGGGGAGAUGGGGAAGGUGGCGGGACGGUGAUCGUGUUUUGAUAGUAAAUUACUCCAAGUGCAAAGUACUCACAGUUUUUCUUUUCUCACACAAUUCGGCCAUCAUUAGUGCUUUUUCUCGGAGCCUUUUUUGUAUUAAGGAUGACAAAAGAGUCUAAGAAUUCCUCUUAUGAACCGCCAGUAAUAUUAUGUUUCCUUACCGUGUUUCAUUGAAAAUCACCC